AAUUUUUUUUUUCUCAUUCCAAGUUAUUUUCAAAAUUUAAACAAAAAUCAAAUUUUUUUUUACAAAAAAAAUAAAAUUUAAAAAAUUUUUAAUUUUUUUAACACAACAAAAUAAUUGAACAAAAAAUUUUCCUCUAAUUUUGAAUUUUAUUAAAAAAGUUACAAUUAAAUUUAUUUAAUUAAAAUAAAAAGGAAGAAAUUUUAAAAUAAUUUUACAUAAUUAAAAGGGAAGAAAAAUAAAAAUCAACAAAAUUUUGUGAAAAUCAACGAAAAAGAAAGGAAGAAAAUAAAAAAAAAAAUUUCAAGGCGAAAAGAAGGCAAAAGUUACAAAAAAAAAAAAAAAAAAAUAUAAAAAAAAAAAAGGAGAAAGAAAAAGUUUUUUUUUUUUUUUUUAAUUAAAAAAAUAAAAGUUUAAAAGAAUUGUUAAACAAAACAAAAGAAUGAGUUCAAAAAAUUCAAUUAAUUUUUUAAAUUUAACUUUUUAUUUAUUAAUUACAUUAAAUAUUAUUUUAAAUAUUUCAUUAAUAAAUGGUUAUAUAUUAAAAGAGGAUGAAUCAUUUUUAAAUGAUCCACAUUAUCGUAGUCAAAAUGAAAUUGAAGAUUUAUUUACAAGAUUGGAAAAAUAUUUUCCAGAUAUUGCUAAAUUAUUUGUUAUUGGUAGAUCAUUACAAGGACAAAAUUUAUUGGUAUUAAAAAUAAGUCGUAAUAUUAAUAAAAGAAAUUUAUUAAUACCAAUGAUUAAAUAUAUUGCAAAUAUGCAUGGUGAUGAAACAAUUGGCCGUGAAAUGUUAAUAUAUUUAACUGAAUAUUUAUUAUUUAAUGAUGGUAAAAUACCAGAUGUUACAAAAUUAAUUGAUACAACUGAUAUAUAUAUAAUGCCAACAAUGAAUCCUGAUGGUUUUUCAAUAUCACAGGAAGGAAGUUGUAAUUCUUUGCCGGGUUUUGUUGGACGUAAUAAUGCAAAUGGAAUCGAUUUAAAUCGUGAUUUUCCUGAUAGAUUAGAUAAUAGUACAAUUGAUCGAGCAAGACAACCAGAAACAUCAGCAGUAAUAAAUUGGAUUACAUCAAAUCCAUUUGUUUUAUCAGCAAAUUUUCAUGGUGGUGCAGUUGUUGCAAGUUAUCCAUAUGAUAAUUCAAUAAAACAUCGUGAUUGUUGUAUUGAAAGUGUAACACCUGAUAAUAAUAUGUUUAAAAAAAUGGCAUCAACAUAUUCAAUAAAUCAUCCGAUUAUGAGAAAUGGACAUAAUUGUAAUGAUUCAUUUAAUAAUGGUAUUACAAAUGGUGCAUUUUGGUAUGAAUUAAAUGGUGGAAUGCAAGAUUUUAAUUAUGCUUUUACAAAUUGUUUUGAAUUAACAAUUGAAUUAUCAUGUUGUAAAUAUCCAUAUGCAUCAGUAUUACCAGAAGAAUGGAAAAGAAAUAAACGUAGUUUAUUGGAAUUUAUAAAAUUGGCACAUGUUGGAAUUAAGGGUUUAAUAACUGAUUUAAAUGGUUAUCCUAUUGCGGAUGCAAAACUUGUUGUUGAAGGUCUUGAGGGUAAACCAAUUUUAAGUACAGAUCGCGGUGAAUACUGGCGUUUAUUGACACCAGGCCAAUAUAAAAUACAAGCACAGGCAUUUGGUUUUCAACCAAGUGAAGUAAAAACUAUUGAAAUUGGUGAAAAUCAACUUGCAACAAGAAUUGAUUUUGCAUUAAAACCAGCUGAAUUUAAUGAUGGUGCUUAUAGGACUGUUGUAAGACAAAGGAAAGGACAAGAUAAAUAUGGAUUUAUACAACCACCAGAAUUUAUACAUCAUAAUUUUGUUGCAAUGGAAGCAUUUAUUCGUAAAUUAUCAGAAACAUAUCCAAUAUUAACAUAUAUGUAUUCAAUUGGUAAAAGCGUACAAGGUAGAAAUUUAUGGGUUCUUGCAAUUGGUAAGAAUCCUAAACAACAUACACCUGGAAUUCCUGAAUUUAAAUAUGUUGCAAAUAUGCAUGGAAAUGAGGUUGUAGGUAGAGAAAUGCUUUUAUUAUUAGCUAAAUAUUUAUGUGAAAAUUAUGGAAUAAAUGAACGUGUUACAAAACUUGUCAAUGAUACAAGAAUUCAUUUGUUAUUUAGUAUGAACCCUGAUGGAUACGAAAUGUCAGUCUUAGAGGAUAAAUAUUCGUAUGGUCGUACAAAUGCUAAUAAUGUUGAUUUAAAUAGAAAUUUUCCUGAUCAAUAUGGCAUAAAUAAUUUCAAUGCAAAACAGGAAGUUGAAACUUUAGCUGUAAUGAAUUGGACAUUAUCUAUACCAUUUGUAUUAUCAGCAAACUUACAUGGUGGAUCUUUAGUUGCAAACUAUCCCUAUGAUGACACCGAAGAAUCAUUUAAAAAUGAAGUACUUAGUCGAUUAGUACAUGCCGAGAGGAAUCCAACAGAAGAUAAUGAUAUUUUUGUUCAUUUAGCUAAAACUUAUUCGAAUUCACAUCCGACAAUGCAUUUAGGUGAACCUUGUCCGAAAUUCCCAUUAGAGAAAUUUAAGAAUGGCAUAACGAAUGGAGCACAAUGGUAUUCGGUAACUGGAGGAAUGCAGGACUGGAAUUAUAUAAAAGCAGGUUGCUUUGAGUUAACAUUAGAGUUAAGUUGUGAAAAGUAUCCAAAAUCAUCAGAAUUACCUGAUUUCUGGGAAGCGAAUAGAGAACCACUUUUAAAAUAUAUGGAACAAAUACAUGGUGCUGUUCAUGGUUAUAUAAAAAGUUCGAUUGGUCAUCCUGUUGCCGGAGCUAAAAUAUGGAUCGACGGUAGAAAAAUGUUUUCACAUACUGGAAUUAAUGGUGAUUAUUGGAGAUUAGUUUUACCUGGAAAACAUAAUAUAACAGUGAUCGCUGACUCGUAUGAACCACAUAUACAAGAAUUCGAAAUUAAGGGUAACGGAUCGAUUUCAUUACGUUUAGAUAUAUCUUUAAUGCAUGAUGAUGCACAACAUUGGGCUUCCGCACACGAUUACAGAAUAAUUCAACAUGUUGUUAAUACCAAAUACUACACGAAUAGUCAAAUUAAUAGGCAAAUGAAUGAAUUGCAAAGACUAAAUAUAGAUUUUGUUGCCUUUGAAGCUGGAGGAGAUACAAAUAUUCCGAAGAAAUAUCAUUCUUUGAAAGUUACAUCAAGUAUUGGUUCACCUGAAGAAACGAAAUUCCACAUUUUAAUACUAAGUUCUGUAUUCAGUUCGAUUCCAGUAGGAAGAGAGCUUACAAUGAACCUAGCUCGACAUAUAAUUGCGGGCAAUAAGGAACCUCCAGUUGGAAAGCUACUUAAUAAUACAGUUAUUCAUUUCUUGCCUGUAAUGGAAGGAUUUGAAGAUAUUUAUAAUCAAUAUAUGUCAAACCCAUCAAUAUGUGAUCCAGAAGUUGAGAAUGAACUUGCAGCCAGUAUUGUAAGUCCUGAAUCGCAACCGCAGCGAAAUCUACUUUUAAAAAUGCUUGAUAAUGAAGGAUUCGAUUUAAUAUUGUCAUUCUCUUCCGGUGGAUCUAAUAUUUAUUACCCUCAGCCGAAAAAUGAUUCAGUUGAAAUAUAUCCGAAAUUGGCAAAGACUGUUCAAACAACACAACAAUCAGAGUUUUUGAUUUCACCACCAAAACCAUGCCCAUCAAGCAAACUUCGAUCGAACCAAAAUGAAAUUGUACAAAAAAUAACGAAUCUGUUUUAUGAUAUAUAUCACAUUCCAAUGCUUACACUAGAAGUUUCUUGCUGUAGAAUGCCAGUUGCUAAGGAUAUUGGUACAGUAUGGCGGGAGAAUUUAGAUAAACUAUUAAAUUUCCUUUAUUUGACUGAAACUGGUAUUAAAGGAUAUGUUAAAAACAAAAGAGGACAGCCUGUAAGAAAUGCUCACGUUCAAAUUUCCGGACAAAAAUCCCGAGUACAAAGUGUUACUCGAAAUCUUGCUCAUUUCCGUUUGAUUUUACCUCCAGGAAAAUUUGAUUUGAUUGUAAAAGCAAGUGGACACAAAACUAAAAUUAUUAGUUUAGAAGUAUACAAAGGAUUAAUAAAUAAUUUGGGAGAUGUAUUUUUAGAUAUCGGUCGAAAUAAUGAAAGUGAACAUAUUGAUUUUACACCAAAAACACAACAACAAAAAGAAGGAAAUUUCAAUGAUGCUACCAUAACCGGAUUUGUAUUGGAUAAUUUAAAUCAUCCAAUUCAAAAUGCCAAAGUAUCUAUAAUAUCACCAGAUUUACCACAUACAACAUUUUCUGAUAGUAGUGGAAUAUAUACUUUAAAAGAUAUACCAGCUGGUGAUGUAACAUUAAAAGCAGAAGCACCUGGACAUGAAUUUGGAACACGUUUAGUACAUGUUGGUACAUUUGGAGGAGAAACGAUACGUGGUGUUAUAUUUAGAUUAGAAAUUGAUGAUCGAAUAUGGGGCCUACCACGUUUAUUAUUUAUAGUUAGUACAGGAUGUAUAUUAGUAUUGUUAAUAGUUUGUUGUGCGAUGUGUGUACAAUUUGUUGGAGCUAAAACAAAUAAAAUAACUGGAACAGCUAGACCUCAUUAUAAUUUUUCGAUAUUAUCUCAAAAAGGUAAUCCUAAACGUUUAUUUGAUGAUGAUGAAGAUGAUUUAGAUGAAACAGAAUUAUUUAGAUCACCUAUAAAACGUGGUAUAAAAGCAACACCUUAUUAUGAUGAUGAUAGAGAUCCUAUUAUCGAUACAGACGAAGAAGAUGAAAGUGAAGAAGAUAUUGUUAUGCUCAAUAAAAAUGGCAACAACUGUGAUUAAUUGAAUCCAAAAUUUCCUUAAAAGAUGAAUUUACUGACUUAUAAUUAAAUAUAUUUUAGUUAAAUUUAAAUAAAAUAUUAUAAUUUAUUUUGUUUUAUAAAAAAAAAAAAAUUUUUUUAUAAAAAAAAAUUUGCAAUUAAUUAAUAAGUUUCGAAUUUCUUUUACUUUACGAAUAAAGUAAAAUGUUUAGUAUGAAAAAAUUUAAAAAUUUACUUAAAUAACUAUUUAAUUAUUUUUUCAAUAAUCGAAUUAAUAGUAGUCGAGUUUUUACAACUAAUUACAACAUUUAUUUUU
Molecule: messenger RNA, 5023 nt
Organism: Condylostylus longicornis
Lineage: Eukaryota; Metazoa; Arthropoda; Insecta; Diptera; Dolichopodidae
Gene: svr
Product: carboxypeptidase D
Exons: 13
Coding region: 440-4729 (1429 amino acids)
Biological process (GO): proteolysis
Molecular function (GO): metallocarboxypeptidase activity; zinc ion binding
Source: RefSeq, a predicted model, not a curated record